ACGUAUAAACAUUGCAGUCAGUCAGGGCGAACGCGAGUGGAUGUAGUGCUCACACAUCAACGGUCCUGAACAGGCUUCGGUUUAUUCACUAACAUUACCGCAGUCGCGAGAAAACCGUUUUAAAAUGCAGUAUAAUCGACAUCGUGUACGCAUGAAAGGCUUUCGGUGAUGAUUUGUAUUAUCCUUAGCGGAAAACGAUUUGCCAAAACGAGAACAAAAACGGGACACUUUGGACUUUUAUUAGUUGCUCUUUCACCAGAUUUACAUUUGAGAAGAUAGAAGACGUAAACAUAUACUGAGUCAAUGAGAUAAUUCGUUUUUCGCCACAAAAUUCACGGACUGCUCAACCAGCUCACCUUGGAAGAUGCCAUGGGUGAGAUGACUUUACUUGUGGCCCUGUGUACAGAAGACAUCUUUAUAAAAAGAGAAGAAUCAAAGUGCUGACACACAUUAGGAGAGAAGGGGAGGGAUACUUUAUACCUCAUGCCUCCACAAAGUCAUUCGUGAGGCGAGCCUUCCCCCUCACCAGCGCCGAUAGACCAGCAUGGAGAGAGUGUUAAGAACAGGACUUGAACCCGGAGCGGCCGAUGAGAGAGAUCAAGGGAAGACACCAUUAGCAGGGAGUGGGGACCUGGGUCCUGAAUGCUGCAAACGUAACGGAUUGAUCAAUACCCAUAACCUAAUGGUGGAGACUAAGGAAGGACUGGUGUCGGCUUAUUCCGCUCCACAGUAUCAGGGCCACGUGGUGUCCAAGGACAAAAAUGGGACACAGGAUGGGAAAGGGCCCCCGCAGUUGCUUAACCCCAGCGCUCUUCCCCAAGCCAUAGACCCUUAUUACAGGCCCAACCUCAUUCUUUAUCCCGAGAGCAUGUUGAGAGCAUGGGGUGAGGGAGGGGACUGCUGCGAGACCACUUUCAUUGAAGAAAUGACCCCUGCCUCUUCUGGCUCGGCUAAAGAUGGAAUUGUGUUCGCUGACGGCAGGCUUCUGGAUCUUUCUAUGGAAGACGCCAAGAUCCAAACACUUUCCUAUGACGUAGAUGACGACGAUGACGAAUUUCAAGAACUUGAGAGUGAGUACUCGAGUGAUUCAGAGAGUGAAGACAAUUUCCUCAUGAUGCCCCCGAGGGACCACCUGGGCCUCAGCGUUUUCUCCAUGCUUUGCUGCUUCUGGCCCCUUGGCAUCGCAGCUUUCUACCUGUCACACGAGACAAACAAGGCGGUGAAUAAAGGGGACUUUCACCGGGCCAGCUCCAGCUCCAGACGCGCCCUCUUCCUCGCCGUGCUUUCCAUCACCAUCGGCACCGGCAUCUAUGUGGGCGUGGCUGUGGCCCUUAUCGCAUACCUCUCCAAAAACAACCACUUGUAGCCUUCCCCGGGCCCACUUCAGUGUUUCCCAUCAACGGUCACAGAAAGACUGGAUCACCUUGAGGCUGUUUGGGUCUCACCAGCAAAGUGUUAUUCCCCUGCACUUUUAAGAGUCACGUUCACAUUUGAUUGUGUGUAAAGCAUCUUCGGUCAUGUGACGACAUCGCUUUUGUUUCUGUGCACUGUUUGUGCAAUAUUAAGGGCAAAUUUGACGCUACGCACACAAUAUAUUUUUAAGUCAACAUGAAAUCAGAAGUGAACCUAUUUAAACCUAUUUAUUUUAGGUUCCUGGUUAUAUUGUGUACAGCAAAAAAGGUUUUCUGAUAAAAAGUAGGUAAGGAGACGGAUCAAAUUUCUGUCAUCAUUUAUUCACCCUCAUCAACGUCUGAAAAACGUCUAUAUGAGGUGGAACAAUAUAUUUUGAGAACUGUUUUUUUGUUCAUACAAUGAAAUUCAAUGGGAGUCAAUGUUGUUUGGUUACCGACAUUCUUCAAAAUAUCUUCUUUUGUGUUCUGCUGAAGAAAGAAAAUCAUACAGGUUUGAAAAUAUGAGUUUCUAUAUUUUGGUGAACUUUUUACAAUCCAAUUCUAAUUCCAGCAAAGCUAUAUCAUUUAUUUUCAUUUCACAUCGUUUUACUCUGGAACACAUCAGAUUAUGAAAACACAAUUGGUUGUGAACACCAUUCAUGUUGAUUCAACAUGUCAACAGAUCUAAACAAUCAUUCAUUUCUAUUGAGUGUUUUAUUUGGGGUGUUAUUAAAAACAUAUUCAAUACGAUGUGCUGCGGGGCUUUUUUUAAUAAGAGCUACAGAAUCUUAAGGUCUGUGACACAGAAAGGGGCAUUUUCAACACUCCUUUUGAUAUUAAGGUCACAAAAUGAACAUAAAGCCAUAUAGAUGGGUUGCAUUUUCAUGUGUGGACUUUUUUCAGAAUGUAUGGGUGGGACCAUGUGGGGUUGUAACAUUCAAUCCUGACUCUGUAUAUAAGUCCUAAUGCUUUCACUUUCUACAUGUCAGUCUGUAAAGCUGUGAACUAUCACCGUGAAAUUAUUUCCCAUGUUUUGGGAAGCACCUCUAGCCAGCAAGCUCAUGCUUAUUAAAUGUGAUCUUUUCAUUCAAACCUG
Molecule: messenger RNA, 2487 nt
Organism: Triplophysa rosa
Lineage: Eukaryota; Metazoa; Chordata; Actinopteri; Cypriniformes; Nemacheilidae
Product: synapse differentiation-inducing gene protein 1
Exons: 5
Coding region: 545-1366 (273 amino acids)
Biological process (GO): synaptic vesicle clustering; positive regulation of synapse assembly
Cellular component (GO): excitatory synapse; postsynaptic density membrane; intracellular membrane-bounded organelle
Source: RefSeq, a predicted model, not a curated record